Penaeus vannamei (Pacific white shrimp) is the source of this 1182-nucleotide messenger RNA. The record is from RefSeq and is a predicted model, not a curated record. Lineage: Eukaryota; Metazoa; Arthropoda; Malacostraca; Decapoda; Penaeidae.
AUGCUUGUGAAAGCAAAUCCUGACCACAUGCGUCAGGAGGAUGCUUCGCAAGGAAAAGAAUCGUGUGACCUCACAGGUGGGGGAUAUACUGACGAAAAAGAACAGGAGAAGUGUGUCGUGGAAAGUAUGAGCAAGGACCUUGUAUGGAAAGGUACCAGCGCAAGAGAAAAUAUAAAAAAGCGCAUGAAUGUGAGUUCCUCCAUAGGCCAUGAAGCUUCGUUGAUAGUCCUAAGUGAUCCACAGUUUGUCGGAGAAGUUGUGAACAUGGCAGCAGUCACAGCUGCCCCGCAGGGUUAUAGCCUGCCAACGCCUUCUGGCCCGUCCUUUGGGUCGUCCUUUGGGUCGUCCUCUGGAUCUACCUUUGGGUCGUCCUCUGGGUCUUCCUUUGGGUCGUCCUUUGGGUCGACCUCUGGAUCGUCUUCUGGAUCGUCCUUUGGAUCAUCCUCUGGAUCGUCCUUUGGGUCGUCCUUUGGCCAAUCCGUUGGUCCGUCCUCAGGUGGAUGCAGUCCCGGACAAGUGCGACAUGUGGACGGUAGAUGCGUGACUCCGCGAGAAAACAGAAGAGUGUUCUUGUAUGAAGUUCCUUCGAACGUGGUGUUCAACGGCGCUCCAGUCAACAUUCCCGAGCCAACAGUGGAGACCAACAUCGUGCUCAUCCGAACGCCCGAAGGAUUGCAGGGACCUGAUCCCGUGGUCAUACCUCCUCCGAGACAGCAGCACGUCGUGUACGUGCUGAACAAGCAGUCUGAACAUGACCAGAGGGUGAUCGAGGUCACGGCGCCACCGCCAUCCGACCCUGAAGUUUACUUCGUCAACUACGCCGAAGGCGAGAACCCAACUCUUCCUAGCGGAGUGGAUCUACAAAGCGCUCUGGGCGCUGCUACUCAAGGCGGCGGUCAGGUGAUCGGCGACAGCGGCUCUGGUGUCGGCGGUGGUAUUGGCGGUAGUAUCGGUGGCGGUAUCGGAGGUGGCAGCAGUGGAGGCAUCAGUUUGGGAGGAGGCGGAGGAUUCGGAGGCAGCGGCGGAAGCAUCAGCUUGGGAGGAGGCGGAGGAUUCGGAGGCAGCGGCGGAAGCAUCAGUUUGGGAGGAGGCGGAGGAAUCGGAGGCAGUGGUGGCUUUGGCAGCAUCGGUGGAGGCUAUACUCCACCAACCCAGCCUUCAAACCUGUACACUGCCCCAUAG